This is a messenger RNA of Syngnathoides biaculeatus (alligator pipefish), 2194 nucleotides long. It is a transcript of the gene sypl2b, whose product is annotated as synaptophysin-like 2b. The coding region runs from base 149 to 886 and encodes 245 amino acids. Lineage: Eukaryota; Metazoa; Chordata; Actinopteri; Syngnathiformes; Syngnathidae. The record is from RefSeq and is a predicted model, not a curated record. Gene Ontology annotation, cellular component: synaptic vesicle; synaptic vesicle membrane. The transcript has 6 exons.
GAGUGACGUCUCCGUCACGAUGCCGCUGGGUGAAGUUAGAGAGAAGUUUUGACAAGCUGGUCAAAGCUCGCUGGAGGCGGAAUCGAAGACAGCGUGUAAUUUUCACGACAAAUAAGAUUCACCGCCGCCAUUUCCUUUGGGGGGAAAAAUGGAAACUGUCGCCCAGAAAGUUCUAUCUUCAAGGUUUACCCUCGACUUGGGUCCCCUCAAAGAGCCAUUGGCGUUCAUCCGGUUGCUCGAAUGGGUGUUCGCCAUAUUCGCCUUUGCCACAACUGGAGGCUACAGUGGUACUACCAGCAUCAAUGUCCAGUGCCCACAAAGCCAGAUUCAAGAGAUCCAUGCAGACUUCAAUUACCCUUUUAGGUUAAUGGAGCAUCAGUAUGAGGUUCCUAGCUGCAAUGUCAAUCACACCAAGCCACAGUUGUAUGACCUGACUGGAAACUAUGCAUCGUCGGCGCAGUUUUACGUCUGCAUCGGAGUGUUGGCCUUUCUGUACAGCACCGCCUCCCUCGUUGUCUAUUUGGGCUUCCAGCAUUUGUACAGAGAAUCCAGUCGGGGCCCACUUCUGGACCUGCUGGUGACCGCAGCCUUUGCAUUUAUGUGGCUGGCUUCCUCCUCUGCUUGGGCCAAAGGCUUAUCCAACAUCAAGUGGGCCACCAGUCCAUCAACCAUUCUGACUUUUCUCAGCGUGUGCAAGGACUCCACCAACAACUGUACAGCUGGCGCAACACCUCACUUCGGCCGACUUAAUGCCUCAGUGAUCUUUGGCUUCCUUAACUUCAUCUUGUGGGUUGGCAACUGCUGGUUCAUUUACAAGGAAACUCCUUUCCACAAGUCAGCCGAGCCUCCCGCCGCAGAUGUGGAGGGUGGUGCCCGACCGUCGUAAUUCUUCCGGCUCCCUUAUCCCAGAAUUGUCUUAGCGCCAUGUCUGCUUAUUUUGGAGCUACAAUGUGUUGAAGAACAGCUGCAGGUUAGAAGCUGCAGGCCAUGUUUUUUUUUUUUUUGUUAAACUCUGCAGGCAGGUUAGAGUACCCCAUUUCCAUUUAGUGCCUUUAACCAUUUUUUCCCCCCUUGACUCUCAAACUUUGGCGCCAUGGUCCUCUCAAAUUUUUCCAGAAUACCUGCUUCCAAUUUUUUUUUUCCCCAUUUACAAUUCACUAACAAAAGCUACUUCCAACCAAAAUGACUGACUUAGUGUUCAAAUUUGCACAUGGGUCCUUGAGCCUUUUUCAUGCAUCCAGUUAUGAUAGUCAUGCCCACCCAAUUUCGUGGCCUUUGGUGAAACUGGGAAUGGGGGCUUAUUUUAUUUUUUUGUCCCCCCCCCCAACUUUCAAUGGGGUGCUUUUGAGUGAUUUUGUAUCAUGUGUUGGAAAUACAGCCUUUAAGUGACUGCACGACUUUCAGGAUUAAUGCAAACCUUUGAAAUUAUUUUACUCCCCUUUUGAUGAUUAGUUUAUACAUUUAAAAAAUAUAUAUAUGUAAAACCCAGGAAGGAAAAUAGCUCUGGCUCUGAAUGCAUAUGCUUGUGCAGGUCUGGACUCUAAUAAUAAUGGAGUAUUGUAACUGAGAAUUCUACUUCUCAGUUCAAUUUUUGAAUGAAACAAUUUGUUAAAAAUUGUCAUUUGGUUGCCAAAAUGAGUUUAUUUAAAAAGUGUGCAAUUUUUUUAAAUUGCAUUUUCCCAUCUGUUGACAUGCAUGACAUAACUUGGCUAAUCGCACAAUUGUUAUUGAUUUUAAAUUUUGGGAUUUGGAAUUGUCGAUUUAAAUUUUGGUCUUUAGAAUUGCUUACACAAACUGACAUGAUUUUCUCUUUGUCAUGUGAUUGAUAUGAAUUGAAGACUUGUCAUCAUCGUGAAAGUCAGAUUGUAUGUCAGUGACUAAAACUUCAUUUUUGAACUUAUCUACUUUGUUACAAAAUGUACAAUGCAGUGUACAUCCACAAAACAAAACUUCUGGAUAUGUUUGUUGUAAACAUUCUUCAGUGAAGCCUGAUGGUGGCCAUUGUUGUUACGUUGUGUUAGUGAACCAGAAUUUAAAACAAAAGUAUGGAUAACAAACAGCGAUGGCAGUAGAAACAGUGGAUUAGGGAUGCUUUGUCUGUUCACUAUCAGUCAAUGGGUUGUUCCUCCUUGAAAUGUGCAUUGCUAUAUAGCUAUAUAUGUUUCUUAUUAACUAGAUAAAUAGUUUAUCAUUG